This is a messenger RNA of Rhagoletis pomonella (apple maggot), 876 nucleotides long. RefSeq lists its product as uncharacterized. Lineage: Eukaryota; Metazoa; Arthropoda; Insecta; Diptera; Tephritidae. The transcript has a single exon. Bases 1 to 876 code for a protein of 291 amino acids. The record is from RefSeq and is a predicted model, not a curated record.
AUGGAGUCGACGGCGGCAUAUGGGUAUAGUAAUUUUGACAACAACCAGCGUCUUCAAAAGUGUUUGAAAGGCGAUGCGCGCAAGACGGUGAAAUCGUUGCUGAUCCACCCUAACAAUGUCGGAUGCAUUACUGAACAGUUGAAGUUCAGGUUUGGGCGGCCAGAGCAACAGGUUCGUAGUCAGUUAGCGCAGGUUAAGGAAAAAGCGCCAAUUCCCGCGAACCUUUUGAGUAAGCUAAUACCGUUUGCGACCAAAGUAAACAACAUUUGUGCUUUCUUGCAGUCAGCUGGCGCCGAGCAUCAUAUCUCCAAUCCGAUGUUGCUUGAUGAACUUAUCGCGAAGUUAUCCAUGAGCAAACGCAUUGAGUGGGGCAGGUACUCGACUGCCCUGCAGAUGCGAGCUACUGCACUACAUUUCAGUGAUUGGCUUACAUCACUUGCCAACGUUAUGUGCACGGUUAACGAUGAAUGUCAACAUGCCGCUCGUGAGCCCAAACGUCGCAUGGUACUCCAUUUGGAUGAGACGAUUUCGAGAAAAUGCCCGUUAUGCCAGGGCCAGCACAAGCCAGCGGACUGCAAGCGCCUAAUUGAAGCAACGGUGAGCGAUCGACGGACCGAAGUUAAAUCGAGGCGAUUAUGUUCCGCCUGCCUGAAUGCGGGUCACAGUACCAGCAAUUGCAGAAGACGUAAGGUUUGUGGUAUCGAUGGGUGCAAUCGGUCACAUCACAGAUUGCUCCACGAGUCCCGAUCAGAGCGCCUGUCAGCUCCCUCCACGUCAUCGUCAGAAGCGCCGCCCGCUCUGCGUCAUCAAGGUCUACGUCGCCACCGAACAAUGCUCAUCACCAACCGCCUGGCGAUGAAGGCGCAACAGUACUAA